This is a messenger RNA of Ilex paraguariensis (yerba mate), 273 nucleotides long. NCBI's taxonomy places the organism in Eukaryota, Viridiplantae, Streptophyta, Magnoliopsida, Aquifoliales, Aquifoliaceae. The record is from the annotation of a GenBank genome assembly.
AUGGAAAAGAAGAACAAAAUGGCUCCCUCGAAGAAAGGCAAAGCGAAGGCCAACUCGGCGCAAUCAACUCAGUCUCCGUCCCCUGUAAACGCCAAAUUCCCAGCAUGUAUCCGCCCCGUUCCUCCUUCCUCCGUCGCCGUCACCAUCCACGCUAAACCCGGUUCCAAACUCGCCACUAUCACUGAUUUCAACGAUGGGGCAUUAAGCGUGCAGAUUGACGCGCCGGCUAAGGAUGGUGAAGCUAACGCUGCGUUACUCGAUUACAUUAGCUCG